Protopolystoma xenopodis is the source of this 375-nucleotide messenger RNA. The record is from the annotation of a GenBank genome assembly. Lineage: Eukaryota; Metazoa; Platyhelminthes; Monogenea; Polystomatidea; Polystomatidae.
UCGCGACAAGCAGACCUGGCUGUAGUGAACGAUCGGCAUCCACAUAAAGAUCAUCUGAUGCAUGUUUGGCCAGAUCCUCAGAAGAGUGGGCACUCAGAGCUGUUAGAAAGCAAUCGGGGGGUCGCAAAUUGCCGCAAAGUUGACGAGAGAAUAUUGACGACCCCCAUCUCGAAGAAUCACCGGACAGUGUGUCUGGCGAUGCCAUGGUUCCAGCUAUUGGAGCCUGCUGGUUCGCUUAAAGGCGUCGUUAGCAACACACUCCAACGGGACAUUUGGACGAAAGCGGAACUUGGGCGUCUGAUAAAAGUCGCGUCAAAAAGCAGACAGGAAGAGGCACCGAGGAAGGAUGGGCAAUUUGAAUUUAUUGUCCCGUAG